This is a messenger RNA of Schizosaccharomyces cryophilus OY26, 961 nucleotides long. RefSeq names its product translation initiation factor eIF1. Gene Ontology annotation, molecular function: translation initiation factor activity; ribosomal small subunit binding; RNA binding. The record is from RefSeq and is a predicted model, not a curated record. Gene Ontology annotation, biological process: translational initiation. Gene Ontology annotation, cellular component: eukaryotic 43S preinitiation complex. The transcript is spliced from 2 exons. NCBI's taxonomy places the organism in Eukaryota, Fungi, Ascomycota, Schizosaccharomycetes, Schizosaccharomycetales, Schizosaccharomycetaceae. The coding region runs from base 146 to 475 and encodes 109 amino acids.
AUUUUAUUAAUUUUAUUAACACUUUUUUUUUUCUUUAUAAGUAGGACGUCGCCUGCAUACAGAACUUCUAACAAACACCUUAACCUAUUUGGUAAAGAAAAAGAACUUUUAUUCUUUUUUCAAUCAGGAACUGCGUUUACGUUUUAUGUCUGCUAUUCAAAACUUCAAUACAAUUGAUCCUUUUGCUGACACUGGUGAUGAUGAAGCUCAGCCUCUGAAUAACAUUCAUAUUCGUAUCCAGCAGAGAAAUGGUCGUAAAACAUUAACUACUGUCCAAGGUCUUCCUCGUGAAUUUGACUUGAAGCGUAUCUUGCGUGUUUUAAAGAAGGACUUUGCUUGUAACGGCACUAUCGUUAAAGACGACGAUUUGGGUGAAGUUAUUCAGCUUCAAGGUGAUCAACGUGUCAAUGUUAUGCAGUUUUUGACUCAACAACUUGGCAUGCAAAAAAAGAACAUAAAGAUCCACGGUUUUUAAAUGUCUUUUAUUUUGGUGAUACGUCCCUCUUUACUAGUUUUUUUUUUAGCUAAGGAUAAAUGUAAUGAGUGGCGUCUGCCUAUGUAUAAAUGUUUUACUGUCUGUGAAAGUUUUAGCAUCUAAUCAACUAUAUGUUGGUAGUUCCGUUUGGCAUACAUACUAUGUCUUCUCUGUAGUAUAUCAGUUAUUAUUUAAUAUGGACUCAUAAAUUAUUUACUAUUCUCAUUGAAAACAUCAUUAGGAAGAGGUCGACGAGGUAGCUUAUGUUUACAAUCAACAGACGUAGUUCUGAUGGUGUUUAGUUCUAACUCUUUCGCCGGUAGCUGUUCACCAUUUAUUGAUUCAUGUGGGAUGUGGGUAGAGUUCUUUUGUCCUUCAAACUGUUCUUUUGGUUCUUCCAUUGAUUUGCCGCUGGAAUCAGGCAUCUGUAAUUGGUCCACAAAUUGUGAACUCCCAUUUUUACAAGGAAAGUAUUCAUUAGACAAA